CGCCGGGAGAGCCGCACAUUCGCAGGAGGAAGCUUCAAGUGGAAGGUCGUGUUCAGAGGAGCGAAACAGGAGUCGCACGUAUAGACAGCACCACGGGGGCGAAAAAGAGAAGGAUAAAUAGUGAAAACGAAAGCGGAAGGAAGGACAUAACCAGUGACGAAUCUCCAAAAGCGAGACUAGUAGAGCCUUUUCAGAAAAAUCGAGAAGAAAACCAGCGGACCAGCAGCUCUGCUCCGAGGAUUUGCGAGGCGGAGAAGUACCCCUGACAUAGUUUCCGCUUCCUGGGCAAGGAACUGCAGUGACCCCCGCCUGACCCCACUCAGAAAAAUCGAUUCCCUGCAAAUCGGGGAAGAAGGUGUCGAGAAAAGUGCAACUAGGUUCCCAGAGCGAGAGAAAGCCACCUCGAAGGUCACGUUUCGCGACUCGAGCUUAAGUUCCAGCUUCAAUUCCGGAAGCGGCAGCCACCAAAGCCACUACAACGGAGCCGUUAACCCACCAACCACAACGCUGCAGCGAGGAAGACCCGGCCAGAGGCGAACCGCAGGCGCCGCCGAGCAAGAAAAAGACCACGCCGCACCGGUAGGAGGCCAGCGCACGACCAGGAGCCGCCGGAAUGGCCUACCUAAUCAACAUCCUCAAGUUCAAUGUGAAGUACUUAAAAAAUCAAUAACUGGACACGCGACAGCCAUCCCAGCCGACCAUCCCAGAAGCAUCCCAGUCCGCAAGGACUUCCCACUCAGGCUUGCUCUCUCUAUAUCCGUCCCUUUUCUGGCACUCUUCCAUCCUCCUUCUCGCUCGCUGCUGGCUCCUCUCGCAGGCAUUCUCGAAUCGAACUGGGCCCGAAUCGAACCUAGUUGCAUAUUGGUCUGCGUCCGUGCCUCGCUCUGCUGCGCACCGCCUUGGUGGUGCCUCCGCGGACAAUGGAAAGAUCUGGGAAAUUUUCAGAUUACCUCUUCGCCAAAAUGGGUCCCCCCACCGCCACCGAGCUGCCCCCGAAGACCACCGAGCGCAGCGACGCCCCCGUCGAGCUCACCGGGUACCGCCGCUGGCUCAGCGACAAUCUGAUGCUCCUGGUUACCCUCUCCGGAGUGUUGCUCGGCGUCGUCCUGGGACUGUCGCUGCGACCGCUGCACUUGCACGGGGACUCCAUCAUGCUGAUUUCGUACCCCGGAGAGCUCUUUAUGCGCGUCUUGAAGCUGAUGAUUCUGCCCUUGGUGAUAUCCAGUCUGAUCGCCGGAUCGGCCAGCCUGAAUGCCAAGAUGAACGGCAAGAUUGCACUUCGCACGCUGGUCUACUUCGCCAGCACUUCUUUCUUCAAUGCUGCUCUCGGAAUCGCUCUGGUCAUGCUCAUCCAUCCUGGCAAUCCGGACUUGCACAACGCGGAGGAUCGCUCCACGGACAAGCGGGCGGUGAACUUGCUUGACAGCCUCUUGGAUUUGGGCAGAAACGUAUUUCCGGACAACCUGUUCCAGGCCUCGAUCCAGCAGGCCCACACCGUGUACCUCCCGAAGCCGAGUAUCGCACACGCCUUCAAUGAGACGUUCAACGACACCCUGGUUUCCGGAGUGGAGGCCCAGCGGCAGGCGGAGGAUCUGGCCGAGGAGGUGGUCUUGGUGCGGGACGUGCAGUACCGCAGCGGCACCAACACCCUGGGCAUCGUGUUUUUCUGCCUCGUCUUCGGCACCUUCCUGGGCACCAUCGGGCAGAAGGGCCAGGUGGUGGUCGACUUCUUCGCAGCCAUCUUCGAGGUCAUCAUGAAGAUGGUCACCUGCGUCAUGUGGCUGACUCCCGUGGGCAUCAGCUCCGUCAUCGCCGGCAAGAUACUGAGCGUGGACGACCUGGGCCUGGUGAUGGCCCAGCUGAUGUGGUUCAUCAUCACGGUGGCCCUCGGAGUGUUCAUCUACCAGUUCGUCGUCAUGCAGGCCAUCUACUUUGUCGUCGUGCGUCGGAAUCCGUUCAAGUUCUAUGCCGGACUCAUCCAGGCCAUGCUUACCGCCUUCGCCACGGCCUCAACCGCCGCCGCCUUGCCCAUCACAUUCCGCUGCAUGAACGAGAAGCUGCGAGUGGACCCGCGCAUCACCCGGUUCGUGCUGCCGAUCGGCUGCAACAUCAACAUGGACGGAACGGCCCUGUACAUCUCCGUGGCCUCGAUCUUCAUUGCCCAGAUGAGCGGAAUGGUGCUGGGCUUCGGGGAGCUGCUCACGGUCCUCCUCACCGCAACGGCGGCCUCGAUGAGCUCGGCCAGUGUUCCCAGUGCGGCCCUGGUGCUGCUCCUGGUGGUGCUCACCGCCAUCGAUGCUCCCGUGCAGGACGUGACGCUGCUCUUCGCCGUCGACUGGUUUGUAGAUCGCAUCCGUACGACUAACAACAUGCUAGGAGACUGCUACACCGCCGCCAUAGUGGAGGAGCUCUCGCGAAAGGAACUUAUGGCAUUGGACGCAGCUUCCGUCAACUAUCCGGACAUGCCCGCUGGCACGCCCAACGGUCACAGCCACGACGGCGGUCUUCUGGAGGGCCAGACCGAGCUGACCAUGACCGACUCGGUGGUGGUGGACAUGAGCGCGGUGAUGAACAACGUGAGCCUGCAGCAGGAUCACAGCAACCGCAGGGUCUAGAGGAGCCAGCCCGAUCCCCGUUCGUCAGAGUGCGCAGUCCCAGAACCACCACCACCACCACCACCACCGCCGACGACUCACAAUAAUAGGAACCACCACAAUAAUUGAAGAACAACAACCACCCAGUGUUCCCCACGAUAGUUUUGAUAUACAGGAUCUUUGAGGAGCCAAAUGGAGACUGUCUGACGAACCCACCCGUAUUGAAUUUACCCUUUUGGACAAUGUCGAUAGCAAUUAACUAGACUCCGUAUUACGCAUAUAUUGGACAGUAUCAGCUUAGGUAACCCCAGAAGCACACUAGUGGCCCGAACCCCAAGAUGUAGUAGAGUUAGGAAGGAUUUGUGAUCUGACCCGGAAACGAUGUGCAUAAUCUAUGGGUAUUAUAUAUUUCGUAAGCUCAGUUGUGAUUGGGUCUUUGGUUUGAUGUACUGUGUGUAUUGGGAGGGCGGAGGGAGCGCUUGAACGCAGGUUGUGUAAGGAGCUGGCCUAGGUUAAUUAUAGUUUAGUUCACCAUCAGUGAUCCGUUGAAUUCCUAGAACUCACGUUUGGUUAGAAAACCCUUCACCCGAGAGCUAUUUAAUACCAAGAUUUACUACCAGAUAUCGGUACCAAUUAUCACAUACGCAUUCGUAGACUGACAGCAGACUUAGUAUCUUAGUUAUAGCGUUAACAAUACAUAAUGCAUAUAUGCAAUACUAAUAACCAAUACGACAUUCGAGAUUUGUACUCAGCAUACUCUGCAUUCAAUAAAUGCUAUUAUACCCACA
Drosophila bipectinata is the source of this 3382-nucleotide messenger RNA. RefSeq names its product Excitatory amino acid transporter 2 (gene Eaat2). NCBI's taxonomy places the organism in Eukaryota, Metazoa, Arthropoda, Insecta, Diptera, Drosophilidae. Gene Ontology annotation, molecular function: glutamate:sodium symporter activity; L-glutamate transmembrane transporter activity; neutral L-amino acid transmembrane transporter activity. Gene Ontology annotation, biological process: L-glutamate transmembrane transport. The record is from RefSeq and is a predicted model, not a curated record. Gene Ontology annotation, cellular component: plasma membrane.